UCCCCGACUUUGACCGCGUCGGCGGCAUCCGGAGUCGGCGGCGACUCGAACGAAGAUCCCAUCCUGCGCGAGCUCUGCGGCGCCAGCGACCCCAACGAGGGCCGCUUCCUGCGCGAGUUCUGCGAGAUCGAAUUCAUCGGCAGGGGCGACUUCGCCACCGUGUACCGGGCUAGGAGCCGACUGGACCAGCAGCUCUACGCGGUCAAGGUCCAGAAGCGCCAGCACUCCGGCGGCGCCGUUCCCGCCGCGGCGCUGCGGGAGGCCUGCACCCUGGCCGCCCUGUCCGCAGGGUCUGCUGGAG
Molecule: messenger RNA, 301 nt
Organism: Prorocentrum cordatum
Lineage: Eukaryota; Dinophyceae; Prorocentrales; Prorocentraceae
Source: the annotation of a GenBank genome assembly